GGCAACAAUAAGAUAGAUAGGUAGGUAUGCUUUGUAAUCUGCUUAUUCAUGCGUUUCGGCAAUCUACCUCGUAUAAAUCUUUCCAAUAGGCUUGCUUCGAGGACGGCGCGGGCCGGGAAAGCCAAGAAUAUCACCCACCCCCAUAUCUACCCCGUCGUAGUACGUAGGUUGUAGGUGGCGUGAGGACAAGAAAAGCCCGAGUGGGGCAUUGGUCGUCGGCCGAGGAGCGGAAUUGCGACAUCAGCUAUCUACUUCACCUCACUCAAUAGGUUGGUCGUACCUAGGUAAAAAGGAAGCUAUCUAGCUAUAAGCAAGUCUCGUCUACCCAUCCUCGCUGGAUAUUGUAGUUUUGUUUCUUUCUUAUUUUUAUUUUUUAUGUCACUACCUAGUUUAUAAUCUGGAUUUCCUAUAUAUCUUGAACCGGGUACUUGGUCAUAAAGCACCAGGGUCGAGUUAAGGUUAUCCCAUUUUCCCCGCAUAAUUAGGACUUACUUGCAUACAUUGGUAGUAAGUAGGUAAAUACCUAGGUAGGCAGUAUACACUGGAAUAGCUACAAAGCGAGAGCAUCAUGUCCUUCACGUCCAUCCCGAUCCUCGACCUGGCGCAAUCGCGCGACCCGGCCACGAAGCCGCAGUUCCUGGCCGAGCUGCGGCACGCGCUGAUGGAAGUCGGGUUCCUGUACCUUAAGAACGUCGGCAUCCCUGACGAGCUAUGGCGCGACGUGAUCAGCGAAGGGCGGGCGUUCUUCGAUAUCCCGCAGGAAGAGAAACUGAAAAUCGAGAUGAAAAAUGCGCCGUCAUUCCUAGGCUACUCACAGCUAUCGGCUGAGAUCACAGCCGGCGCCGUCGACCACAGGGAGCAGAUAGACCUAUCUACUGAGCACCCGAUUCCGGGGCCGGACGCACCUAUCUGGGACAAUCUACUUGCGCCGAACCAGUGGCCAUCUGCCUCGGUGCUCCCCAACUUCCGAAAGGUCUACACCGACUACAUUUCGCGGAUGGGGGCUAUCUCGAUCCAGUUCACGUCACUCAUCGCAGAGGCAAUUGAUCUGCCGGCUGACGCAUUCAACAGAUACUUUGACAAGGACCAGCAGCAUAAGCUCAAGAUUGUCAAGUACCCGGAUGUGUCCGAGCUUAAGCUCGGCAGUGACGUGCAGGGCCAGGGUGUCGGCCCGCAUAAAGACAGCAUGUUAACGUCCUACCUGCUGCAGGCGAGCAAUCACAAGGGAUUGCAAGUGCAGAACAUGAAGGGCGAAUGGAUCGACUGCCCGCCUAUCGAUGGCACGCUCGUCGUUGCUAUUGGUCAAGGUCUCGAGGCUUUGACGCAAGGGGUAUGCUGCUCGACCACACACCGAGUGUUAUCACCCAAGGCCGGCGCAGGGGCGCGCUUUUCGAUCCCUUUCUUCCAGGGAGUCAGGGGAAGUUCGACGUUCGAGGAGCUCGAGUCGAUCGGUGUGGGCGAGGUCCCAGAGGCUAUCAAGGACCAGAGACGCAAAGUUUUAGAGGCGAAUGGUGGCCGACUAGACGACGUCGAGUUCACGUUUCGUAGUGGUGGCGUCGCAAAGACGUUGGGCGAGGCCACGUUGAGGAAUCGCGUCAAAUCGCAUCCGGAUGUUGGCGAGAGGUGGUAUCCCGAUAUUCUGCGGAGUAUUCGUGAGCAACAAGCCAGCGAGGCGCAAGAAAAGGCCCAGAAGGCAGGGCAGGCCAGCGUUCAGAAUGAGGCCAUCGAUCUAAGUAGACAGGCUGUCAAAGCACACUGAAGAAAUGAGCAUCAACUUUUUGGAAACACAAUUCAUUAACGAUGACUCCAGAAAGAGGAUUUUUUAGGUUGUUUGUCAUGUAUUCGUAGAUCCGUUAAAUAUUGGUAAACCGCCCAUACGCCUCAAACAGUCUCUCGCUAAACACC
Molecule: messenger RNA, 1905 nt
Organism: Xylaria bambusicola
Lineage: Eukaryota; Fungi; Ascomycota; Sordariomycetes; Xylariales; Xylariaceae
Exons: 2
Coding region: 569-1759 (396 amino acids)
Molecular function (GO): dioxygenase activity
Source: RefSeq, a predicted model, not a curated record